Syngnathoides biaculeatus (alligator pipefish) is the source of this 1562-nucleotide messenger RNA. RefSeq names its product methylsterol monooxygenase 1 (gene msmo1). The record is from RefSeq and is a predicted model, not a curated record. Gene Ontology annotation, molecular function: C-4 methylsterol oxidase activity; iron ion binding. The coding region runs from base 99 to 977 and encodes 292 amino acids. Gene Ontology annotation, biological process: sterol biosynthetic process. The transcript is spliced from 6 exons. NCBI's taxonomy places the organism in Eukaryota, Metazoa, Chordata, Actinopteri, Syngnathiformes, Syngnathidae.
CGUCCAAUGAGAAGGUCGUCCUCUUGAGUACUUGACGCGCGAGGCUACCAGGUACACACACUACUCAAGUCCUUGUUAAGUCAUCCCCGUCGUCCAUCAUGGAGCUCAACAGCACGGCGACCAUCUUGAGCUCGGCCUACCUGGCGGCGGAGUACGUGGACGCGGUCUUGCCCCGGAACCCCUUGCAGCCCCCGCUCAAGCACGCGUGGGGCUACAUGCUGGACAACUACACCAAGUUCCAGAUCGCCACCUGGGGCUCGCUCAUCGUGCACGAAUUCAUCUACUUCCUCUUCUGCCUGCCCGGUUUCCUCUUCCAGUUCCUGCCCUUCAUGCAGAAGUACAAGAUCCAGCAGGAUAAACCGGAGACUUGGGAGAAGCAGUGGCGCUGCUUCAAGAUGCUGCUGUUCAACCACUUCUUCAUUCAGCUGCCCCUCAUCUGCGGCACGUACUACUUCACCGAGUUCUUCAACAUCCCCUACGACUGGGACUCCAUGCCGCGAUGGCCGCGCAUCCUGGCUCAGUGCUUCGGCUGCGCCGUGGUGGAAGACGCGUGGCACUACUUCCUCCACCGGCUUCUCCACCACCGCAGGAUCUAUAAGUACAUCCACAAAGUCCACCACGAGUUCACGGCGCCGUUCGGCAUGCAGGCCGAGUACGCCCACCCCGCCGAGACCAUCAUCCUGGGGGCCGGCUUUUUCAUCGGCAUCAUGAUCUUCUGCAACCACGUCUUCUUCCUGUGGGCCUGGGUGGCCGUGCGGCUGCUGGAGACCAUCGACGUGCACAGCGGGUACGACAUCCCGGCCAACCCUCUGCACCUGCUGCCGUUCUACGCCGGCGCCCGCUUCCACGACUUCCACCACAUGAACUUCGUCGGCAACUACUCCUCCACCUUCACCUGGUGGGACAAGCUGUUCAGCACCGACAGCCAGUACAACAAUUACAUGCACAAACAAGGGAGCGACAAGAAGGCGCAGUAAACGAAAAAAAAGAAAAGAAAAACGGCACAAUGUCUGGAAUCUGACCUGGAUUGAAUCCGGAUUGGCGGGUUUGUGCCUAAAGUGGUUUUCGGUUGGUGCAGAAAUACAACCAUCAAUAUUCUCUUGUUUUGUGUUGUUUGGUUUUUAAAUAUGAUAGCACCGUUUGUCGACUCAACUGCAUACGGGCCAGGCACUGUGGUUGAAAAUAUGCACUUGUUAAUACAAACGGAUCCGUGACAUAAUUAAUGUGUUGGCAAAGCGAUAAUCAGAGUAAAUGAAACUCCUCCCCCGACGUCAACAUAGUUCCCGGGCACCAAUUUGCCACCUGAGUGCCACAGUGUUUGUACUUUUAUACGGUGUGUGUGUGAGAAAAGGUUUGCCCCAACAAUCAGAGAAUGUGCAAAAUACUGAGAUGGAAAUAUGUAAGUGAAAUAUUUGUAUAAAGAAAAAAAAAACAUGGUGGAACACGUUAGAUCGACUUAUGUGUCCCUCGAUCGGUGCAGCUGUUUUUUUUAGCAACAGCAUCAAAGUGAGCUCCAAAGUUAACACCUCAGCGUGUCAAAAAUUGUCUUUUUUUUUUUUAAA